This is a messenger RNA of Gadus chalcogrammus (walleye pollock), 1260 nucleotides long. Its product is annotated as leucine-rich repeat-containing protein 34-like. The transcript is spliced from 10 exons. The coding region runs from base 1 to 1212 and encodes 403 amino acids. The record is from RefSeq and is a predicted model, not a curated record. NCBI's taxonomy places the organism in Eukaryota, Metazoa, Chordata, Actinopteri, Gadiformes, Gadidae. Gene Ontology annotation, molecular function: protein binding.
AUGUCCGUCCCGCUGCUCUACAGCGCUAUGUGCGACCAACUCCAUAUUCCUCUUAACCCUUACAUUUUAGAAGUAUUAACCGAUUCAGCGACAACAGAUGUCAAACUGACGGGGAACGAUCGUCUUAAACGGGUGCAAAAACUAAGCGACGACGAUGUACUUGUCCUCUCGCGCUGUUUCCUCAACACGGGAACGACAGGUCUUGACCUAAGGUACAAUGAUAUCUCUGACGUGGGAGCCCGACACCUCGCUGACCUCAUACAAGAGGUGACUUCCACCCUGCGUUUUGUGGACCUCAUGGGUAACAACAUACUCACUGAUGGAGCUGAGACAGUCGCCAAAAGCCUGCAUAACAACCAGUGUCUCCUCUCUGUCAGACUGACAGGGAACAAGAUUGGGAACAGAGGAGGAAUGUGUUUUGCCAGCAUGCUCCAGAUCAACCACACUCUGCAGGAGUUAGAUCUUGCCGACUGCGACCUGGGUACUCAGUGUGUUAUAGCCUUCGCCAUCGUGCUGAAAAGCAACACCAGCCUUCUCUCUCUGAACAUCUCCAGACCCUUACUCUUCAGUCGACAGGACGAGACGGCGGUGCACCUGUCAGCCAUGUUGAGGCUGAACCAGACUCUGCGGGAGCUCCACCUGGGGAAGAUGGCCUUCACCGACUCUGGGAUGGAGAGACUGGCCGAGGGCCUGAGAGCCAAUCACAGCCUGCGAUACCUGGACCUGCGCUGUAACCAAUUGUCUCGCGACGGGGCACAAACUCUGUCGGGGGUUCUGAAGAGCAACAGCGCACUGCAGAUCCUGGACCUGUCGUCCAAUCGGAUCGAAGACGAGGGCGCAGCGAGCCUCAGCGAGGCCAUUGAGUCCCCCGCCUGUGGCCUCAAGGCGCUCUCUGUAACCAGUAACAACAUAGAAAGCCCAGGUCUUCUGGCUUUGGCGCAGGCUAUGAAGGCCAGCAAUACGCUAACCCACGUCUACAUCUGGGGGAACAAUCUGCAUGAGCCCGUCUGUCAGGCGUUCAGCGAGCUGAUGGCGUGUGGCCGGCUGGCCCCGGGUCACACGGACGUGAGCCCAUACGAGGUGGACGGCCGCGUGAGCCUGGCCGAGGUCUUCCACGGCCUGAGGCGACACUACUACUGGACGCCCAGCGAUGGGGCCGACGGCGGCCCCUCCACCAACGCUGCCCUGGCCCUCACCGCACUCACACCCUGACACACCCCCACUACGCCCCCAAUACCCGGGUAUGAUGGGAGGCCUCCA